CGUCGCAAGAACAGAACUGACGGAGCGCACUGUCUUCCUUUUGCCUUUUCUUUUUUUUUUCGAUUCGAAUCCUUCCAUUUUCCUUUUGGGGCUUUGGCCAACAGCGGCAGGCUCGAUCAGUGGAGCAGUUCGUUGAGGAACAAUAGCCCGGCAGUGCCCAGGAUCGAGAAGCAUUCUCGCUCAUCUCUUCAGAAAAACAAAAAACAAAACAGAAUCCACCAUUCUCCAGUGCCAGUGACAGUUGUUGGUGGCGGUACGUUAUCUGCUAGUGAUAAAGGACGCUCCUGCGUGUGCGUGCGUAUCUCUGCCUGUGUGUGUGUGUGUGUGUGUGUGUGUGUGUGUGUAUUGACAGCGUGUGUCCGCGUGCCGCAAACUACUGGUGCCUCUGGUUCGGUCGAUUCGCCGGCAGCUGACAGUUCGCAGCAGAGUUCGGGUUCGAUAGCAGCAACGACUCGACGUCUUGCAUUUGCGCACUAGCGACGCACCCGAGCAGAACAUUCUCUCUCUGGCAGACAGCACCGCAACACAGCUGUUUCCACGUGACAGCUAAAGAAGAGUUUUGUUUAUCAUCACUCCUGGUAAAUAGGAACUAAACGCUGCUGUAGUGUGUCGUCAGGUCCGGUUGGUGUGUGUGUGUUUGUGUGUCUGUGUUUUUGUGUUGUGAGUCCAGUGCUGGUUGUGCUGGUGGUGCAGUCGCUACUGCUGUUGCUGCACUUUCGAUUGGAACACUUCGAUAACCCCGAUUGCUCCACUGCCUGCGUCAGCUCUCUUCACUUCGAGUGUUCAGAAUCCGUCACACCGGAGCUCUAGUUCACACCCAAGUGCGACAAUCCAAAAAGAUCGCACGCAAACGAUCGGAAGACAUCUCCAGUCCAGUGGCGUCCGUCAAUAUCGUUCCCAAAUAGCCCACAAAAAAAAAAACGACAGACAGUCAAAAUGAGUUCACCAAACGUGACGACAUCGUCCAACUACUGGGACUUCCUGUUCACCGAGCUGGCCGAUCCGCGGACGAACCAUUGGCCGCUCAUCUCGUCGCCCGUCCCGGGGCUAACCAUCAUCGCCAGCUACCUGUACUUUGUGCUCAACUUCGGGCCCAAGUACAUGGCCAACCGGAAACCGUUCCAGAUGCAGAAGACGCUCGUCGUCUACAACUUCAUCCAGGUGCUAGUCAGCGUAUACCUGUUCUUGGAGGGUCUUGACGGUGCCUGGCUACGGCACUAUAGCUGGCGGUGCCAACCCGUGGACUUUGACAACAAUCCGGCGGCGAUGAGGGUUGCUCGAGGUUGCUACAUCUACUUCUUGGCGAAAAUCUCCGAACUGCUCGAUACCGUGUUCUUUACGCUACGGAAAAAAGACAAUCAGAUCACCUUCCUGCACCUGUACCACCACACCGUGAUGCCAAUGAUCUCCUGGGGAGCGACCAAAUACUAUCCCGGUGGUCAUGGAACGUUCAUUGGUGUCAUCAACUCGUUCGUACACAUCGUCAUGUACACCUACUACAUGAUGGCCGCUAUGGGACCUCAGUACCAGAAGUACCUCUGGUGGAAGAAGUACAUCACCAACCUUCAGAUGGUCCAGUUCGGUAUGGCGUUCGCUCACUCGGCCCAGCUCCUGUGGACUGACUGUGGCUAUCCUCGUUGGUCCGUGUUCUUUACCCUUCCGAACGCGAUCUUCUUCUACAUGCUGUUCAACGAUUUCUACAAGAAGUCUUAUGGUUCCAAGAAGGCUGCCGCUGCCAAGCUCGCCAACGACGCGGCAAAUGCCGAUAACAACAAUACCCACCCAACGACGACGACGCCAAGUGCAGACAAAGUGGCCAGCAAGGAGCUAUGAGACGCACCACGGUCGACGUUCCACGUCCGCAAACGCUCCACCGACGGCUCCACGGUUUUACGCCACCUUACUCACUUCUCGACGGAGGUUUAGGGAUAGAACCGUCUCAACUCAAUCUACCCGAUCAAUUGCUCAGAACACUAGCAGCUCGGUGCUGCACAAGCAGCGCGGUGCUUGCACAACGCCUGAACGUACCUUUCGAUGACAUUACCUUAACAUUCCGACGACGACGACGACGACCAAUUCGUGCGUUCGAUUCGUGCAUUGGCGCCGCCCUGCAGCUAACAACCACUUGCCCCGGAGGUGAAAGUGCACAAAACAGUAGUACAGCCAGCAGCGGACACAGGGGACAGUUACGAAGGUGGUGGUAGUGAUGAGACGCAAACACAUUGCCAAAAACGUAAGGUCCCCUGUUCCUUCUCCGCGGGUGGGCAAGGCAAUUGCGAGCUGACAGGUUGGCGAACGAGUGAUCGAUUCAACACCGAAUUGUGCAUGUAUGUGUGUGUGCGUAUGUUUGUGCGCGUGUGGUUAAGGUUAGAGCGGUCUAGUGUAAUCCAGUCUACUUUGUAAGUUAAUUCGUUUUAUAAAGAAAAAAGCAAUAAAUUAAUUAUACAACCGA
This is a messenger RNA of Anopheles darlingi, 2452 nucleotides long. It is a transcript of the gene sit, whose product is annotated as elongation of very long chain fatty acids protein AAEL008004. Gene Ontology annotation, cellular component: endoplasmic reticulum membrane. The transcript has 6 exons. Bases 937 to 1833 code for a protein of 298 amino acids. NCBI's taxonomy places the organism in Eukaryota, Metazoa, Arthropoda, Insecta, Diptera, Culicidae. Gene Ontology annotation, molecular function: fatty acid elongase activity. The record is from RefSeq and is a predicted model, not a curated record. Gene Ontology annotation, biological process: very long-chain fatty acid biosynthetic process; sphingolipid biosynthetic process; fatty acid elongation, saturated fatty acid.